AUGCAUAAGGUAGUAUUAAAGAGUUUUAAAAAGUGGCAUUUAUAUAAAGAUGGACAUUCUUUUAUAUUACAUGGAAAGAAAGGAGUAGUGACAACUGGAAAUUUGUUAUUAAAUAAAGAAGACACAAAAAAAAUCGAACUAAGCGAAGAUAACCAAAAUAGUAAAAGCGGCAAGAAUGAAAUACCUUCUAAAAAUAUUGAAAACCGAAUUAUUUUACACAAAUCAAACUAUAUAGUAAAUGGUUGUAAAAUAAAUGAACUAGUGAGCAUAUUAAAUUUAUAUAUAAAAUUAAAAAGUGAUAAUCUUGAAUUACUAAAGAAUAUUUCUGUAAAUUUAUUAAUGAACAAAGAAAAGCUGAGAUAUCAUGAUAUUAUAAUUUUUAUAAAAAAGUUUUCAAUCAUAAAAUGUAAAAACUAUUUUUUGUUUUGUUAUUUUAAAGAUGUAUUAAUGGAAAACAUUCAUUUAAUUAAUUGUGAUGAUUUAAUUGACAUAUAUUUUUCUUACACAAAUUUAAACUAUUUUCAUUAUAAUUUUUUUUUAUUACUUGAAAAGAAGAUAUUUCAUAAUUUCCAUCUUUUAGAUAUAAAAAAAUUAGUGUGUUUAAUCCAAUGCUUUAAGAAAAAAAGAAUAAUUUCCAAAAGUUAUUUAACUAUAUUAUUAUAUGGAAUAUCGAAGAAUAUAAAUAAUUUUAAUACGUUUCAACUAUCAGUGGUUUUUGGGUUUUUCAGAAAUUUUAAUUUAAAUAAUAAUGUAUUACUUAAUUCAUUGAUUCAUCAUUUUAAUCAACAUAUUAAUCUUAACGAUGAUCCAAAAACAGUAGCACUCUUUUAUAAUUUUUUAUCUUAUGUACACGAUAAAUGCAAGACAAAUUAUCAGAAUUUUGAGAAAGAGAAAAAUUUAGUAAAUUUUAUAAAAGCAUUUAAGUUAUGUUAUGAAGAAAACGACUUAAAUUAUGAGCAUGUGUGUAACAACAAAGAACUGGAAUGUAUAGAACUGAAUAAUAAUGAAAACAAAAAUGAGCUAUCCCAAAUUAGUAAGGAUAAUAUAGUAUCAGACGCGAAAGGAAUACAAGCAACAGAUCAGAUUGUAAGAAGCAAAAUAUUAGAACUGGAAAAUAAAUAUUUGUCUAAAAAUGAUGAAUUAGAAAAUUUAAAAGAACAAACAAAUUCUUUAAAGAUGAAUUCAUAUAAUGUUAGUUUAUUAUAUUCUACUAAAAAUGCUUUGAAAAAUAUAGAAAUUAUAUCAAAGAAAAAAAUAAAAAAUAUGUCGGUUGAUUCAUUAUGUUUAGUAUCAUUGAGUUUGUCAAAAAUUAGUACUACAAGCAAAGUAUUUCUAGAAAAAAUCGCUGAAGAAGUAGGUAGACAAUCUAAUAAGUUAACUCCUUUAUUAGUCAGUUCAUUGUUGUUAUCUUUUAGUAAAGCAAAUCACAGACAUGGAAGUUUAAUUUAUUAUUCAUUAAAAUUUUUUUAUAAAUAUUACAAUUUUUUUAAUAUUAAUCAAGUAGGAUUUUUAUGUAAAGGUCUAUAUAAUUUUUCCAUUAAAGAAAAUGAAUUUAUUGAUGUAUUAAAUGAGUUUGUUCUAAAUAAUCUGCAUAAUUGUAAUAAUUUGUGCAUCGACAAGGAAUCCUAUGAUGAAAAUAAUUUAAGUGGAAUACAUAAGGAAUACUUAAAUUACAAUGAUAAUGCACUAUCCACAUAUAGAAAUAAAGACUUAAGCAAACUGUUUCAUAUUGUUGAAACAAAUAUUGAUAAAAACAUUGAGUGGAGAAAUUAUGAAGAUCAAUUUUUAAAUUUAAAAAGAGUGUAUAAUGAAAAUGAUAAAAAAGACAAUAAAAAAAAUGUAGAUAACUAUAAGAACGAAGUAGAUAGUAAUUUUUUAAAAUUUAGUUAUAUUGAUUAUGAAAAUAUUAAAAAUAAAAAAUAUUGUACAAAUAGUUUAUAUAAUAUAAAAAUGAGUAACACAGUUUAUAUAAAUAAUAUUAUAUAUAUAUUGGAAUAUUACGCAUUUAAUUUGGUGAGCAUAAGCAAUAUUUUAGACUCUUUUUGUGAUAUUUUUUUAAAAAGUAAUUUAAAUUAUAUUUUAUAUACAAGAAUAUUUCAUUCAUUUUAUUUACUUAAGUAUCAAGGAGAGAAAGUAUAUGAUCUGAUCGAAAAAUUUAAUGAGUAUCAGCCAUUACAGCAAAAUAUGUAUAAAGAAAAACAUACCAAACAAUUGUUGCAAUCGUUACUUUAUUAUUAUGAAAAUAGCGAUAAUAAUGAUGAAAAGGUGAAUAAAAUUGGAAAUAUAUAUUUCUAUAUUUUGUCUAAAAAAUAUCUUUCUUUUGUUUUUAACUUUUCAAAAUAUAUUAUAACAUUUUUAUUUAUUAAAAAUAAUAAUUAUGUGCUACAUAAGUUUUUAAUUAAUAUCAAAGAUAUACCAUUAAAUAGGGAAGAUUAUAUAUUUCUACACAGACCAAUCAACUUGUAUUGA
Messenger RNA from Plasmodium vinckei vinckei, 2469 nucleotides. RefSeq names its product conserved Plasmodium protein, unknown function. The record is from RefSeq and is a predicted model, not a curated record. The transcript has a single exon. Bases 1 to 2469 code for a protein of 822 amino acids. Lineage: Eukaryota; Apicomplexa; Aconoidasida; Haemosporida; Plasmodiidae.